Molecule: messenger RNA, 5585 nt
Organism: Apus apus (common swift)
Lineage: Eukaryota; Metazoa; Chordata; Aves; Apodiformes; Apodidae
Gene: SLC25A42
Product: solute carrier family 25 member 42
Exons: 8
Coding region: 100-1083 (327 amino acids)
Biological process (GO): transmembrane transport
Cellular component (GO): mitochondrial inner membrane
Source: RefSeq, a predicted model, not a curated record
CGGGGGGGCAGGCCCGGGGGCCGCGGGCAGACGGCGGCUGCGGCGGCGCCGAGCGGAGCGGAGCCCUAGCUCUUCUGCCCACUUGUAAGUGCAACUGGUAUGGGUAAUGGUGUGAGAGAAGGUCCAGUGGAUUUCAAACAGCAGGAUGUGGAGCCGGUUCCAUCAGCCCAUCUUCCCCCAGAGGAUAACCAGGAGAAUAAGAAGGUACUCAACUCCCUGAUGUCUGGGGCAUUGGCUGGUGCUGUUGCUAAAACUGCAGUAGCUCCACUGGAUAGGACAAAAAUCAUGUUUCAAGUGUCUUCAAAAAGAUUUUCUGCCAAGGAAGCCUACAGGCUGAUCUAUCGCACCUACCUCAACGAGGGCUUCUGGAGCCUCUGGAGAGGGAACUCAGCCACCAUGGUCCGGGUCAUCCCCUAUGCUGCCAUCCAGUUCUGUGCCCAUGAGGAGUACAAGCAGCUCCUGGGGAGUUACUACGGCUUCCAGGGAAAAGCGCUGACACCCUUUCCUCGGUUCAUUGCUGGCUCUCUGGCAGGCACCACAGCUGCCAUCCUAACCUACCCCCUGGACAUGGUCCGUGCUCGAAUGGCUGUCACGCCCAAGGAGAUGUACAGCAGUAUUGUUCAUGUCUUCAUCCGGAUAUCCCGAGAGGAGGGAUUGAAGACAUUGUAUAGAGGGUUUACACCAACCAUCCUUGGAGUGAUUCCAUACGCUGGGCUUAGCUUCUUCACCUACGAGACACUGAAGAAAAUACAUGCAGAUCACAGUGGGAAAUUGCAGCCAUCCCCUCCGGAGAGGCUUUUGUUUGGUGCCUGUGCAGGCUUGAUUGGCCAGUCAGCUUCUUACCCCCUGGACGUGGUUCGCCGGCGGAUGCAGACGGCGGGGGUCAUGGGACACACGUACAGUUCCAUCCUUCUCACCAUGCAGGAGAUUAUAAGAGAAGAGGGACUAAUCCGGGGCUUGUACAAAGGACUCAGCAUGAACUGGGUCAAAGGUCCAAUUGCAGUGGGAAUAAGCUUCACAACCUUUGACCUGACGCAGAUCCUUCUCCGUAAAUUACAGCACAGCACUAAUGUUGAAAGGUAGUAGCUUAAUCCCCACAGCCCUUGCUGGGGAAAAGUGCAACACGUGUAGAAACAGCAAUGCUAGUGUCCCCCCACUUUGUACCUGCUCUCCUGCAGCCCACAACUUACCUUUCUUGUUUGGUUGUUUGGGUUUGGUUUUUUUUUCCCUAUUGUUGGAUUCUUAUUUUUUUUCUUUUUAAUGAGCCUCUGAGUUACUUGGAAACCUCAACCUGAAACUAACCUUUUCCUGAGCAAAAUCCUUCUUACAGUUCUGCAGAACGGAGUCCUCUAAAGUAGCUGCCUCCCCCUUCUGUUUUACUCUUUGAUUCCAGGAGUGGAGCCUCUCAAACAAACCUGUGCUGCUGCUGGCUCCUCACCUGGGCUCUGUGGGCAGAUGAAGGGGUGGAUGAUGAAAGGAAGGACUUGGUGCUGUGGGAAUGAACCCCUGGGUCUGGGGAGUGACUGCUGCUCCUGGUAGGCAGUUCUGAGUUCCUGAGCAUAUCUUAGCUGGGAGCAGUCUGCCAAGUGCAAUAUUCCAGGUUAGUCUCUUGGGAAUUCCAGAUUCCUCUGACCUGUAAGCGUUGGUCUCCAUGAAACAGGACACAGCAGGAUUGAACAGGUCCAGGUUUUGUUCUGGAAGUUGAAUGUGAGCUCCAGCUGGACAUGCUGCCCUUUUUCAAAUGUUCUUCUCAUUUUCUGGGUUUUGUUGCAUAAAACAUCCCUUGCUUCCCAUGUCCCUCUGAGAUUACCAAAGACUGUAGACAGCAGGGGAGGGAAGUUCCGAGGGGUUUUGUAAAUCAAGUUCUGGUGUUUGUUGUCAGUGUUGCUGAGCAGGGGCUGUGCCUGGAUUCACAAACUGGAUUGAAUCAAACUGCACUCGUGCUUUUGGGCUGCCCAAACCCUUCCCAUGUUGUUGUGGUCUUCAAGGCAGCAUUUGCUGAGGGAUUGGACAGACUGUAGCAUCGGUGCACUAGAAAACAAGUAUUACAGACUUAAAACAUAAGCAGUUUUAUCCUUCAGUAUUAUUGUUGCUACUUUCAGUGUGAUGCAAGAACAAACCUCUCCAAGCUGUGAGAUGCAGAUCUCGCUGUCCCACCAGGCUGUUCACGUCUGGUGAGCUCCUGGCCCUGCUUCUGAACAACUUUGUUGUCUUUUGGUGUGUAGAUUCAUUCGUCCACACCUAAACCCACUUGCUUUUCCUCCUGGAGUUCUCCUGGACCAACUGUGUCCUUGGGAGAACAGGCUCCACAACCAGUAUUGACCUUUCAGAAAUCAUACAUAGUGCCAAUCAUUUCCAGUUGCAAUUUCAAAUCCAUAUUCAAAGAAAUGGGAGGUUUGGGGGUGGUUUUGUUUUAUGUUCUAUCCCUAUAUUAAAUGUGAAGUGCAAGAGAGAUCAGAGCAAGCUUUAGACCUCUCUGAGAAGCAGAUUACACAAACUAAGAUUGAAAAUCCCUUUCCAGCUGAUACAGUCUGAAAUGUGCAAAAGAAAAACAAGGCAUAAUUUAACAGCUGUCCUUUUCUGGUGUGUAUAUUUUAGCCAUUAUAGUCUGAGCCUUGUGUCAUGGCUUUAUUAAUGGGGCUGGAGAUAAUUGCACAAUUGGUAGGAAUAGCUUUCUCCUUUCUUCUGUCUUUGCACUUGUUCUUUGAAGCAUAACUCGCUUCUAAUGCCAAAUAUUUCCCAAGGAAUUGAGCACCUACACUUCCAUUUUGUGGCCAUGGCAGAGAGCCAGUGUACUGAAGCAUUAGUGUGCAUGUUGUUCCCAGAACACGUGGGAUGGAUCCUGCUUUAAUGGUUGUGGAUGGGCGGGGUGUUCACCUCAGUCAUUCCUGCCUCCCAGCCCACAAGGGAUGAUUUCCGUUGUGAAACUUGCCCACAGUCACUGAUUCACCUUGUAAUGAAUGUUAGGUGGUGUUUUAAGAGUCUUCAGAGAUGACAGCCAUGAUUUCUGUCUAUUUUUUGCUCCUGUUGCAAGUGGAAGGUGCUCAGCUGUUCUCUCCACUGGGGUGAAGUUUUGUUUAGUCCUUUACAAGAGUGUUGAUUUCUUUUCUCCAAUGGAGAAGCCAAUUAAUUCUGCUCUUUAUCUUGUCUGGCCCAGGGAGGAAAUACCAGGGCAGCUGCACCCUGCCCCAGAAGGGAGGUGCAGGGCAGCAGCUGGUUGUGCCUGCGUGUGUGUGACUGGGUGUGCAAUCCAUGCCAAGUUCUCAGCUUGGAGGCUGCCUGUCCAAAGGGUACUAUGUGAAGAGCAGAGGAAGCUGAGCUGUGGCAUCCAAGUUAGAGCUCCUUUGCUCUGCAGGAUGGUAGGUCAGCUUAGAGGCCAGCUCAGCAGACCUUGUCUUAGGAGAUGUUGAGCAUCACUUAACCCCUGGGGCAACAGAGGUGGCUUAAUUCCUCCUGGGUCUUGACUGAGAGAGGAUUUACACUGGAUGAUGAGCCUCUUGUUUGGGCCUGAACAGGAGGGCAGAUCUGCACAGAUUCUGCCACGUCAGGAGUGUUACACCAGGGGAAGCCCGUGGAGGAGGCAUCACUCACUUUGCAGGCAGCUGCUCUGGAGCCCUGGGACUCUGAGCUGAGAAACAAGACCUGAAACACAGCCAGACUUGGAAGCACUGGGCUCAGACAAGUUGUUCCUCAAUCAGCAGCUGCACCUGAUUUUAAUUAAAUGGAAUUUUAGCCAAACACCUUUGUCUAAGAUUUGCAGGCUGAGGGCUUGUUCAGAGACAGAUCUUUGAAUUCAGUCUGUAAUGGUUUUGGUGCUUUUGUUUCUUGGGCAAAAGUGCUCAGACUAACUGUGUGUUACUGCUUUGGGUGGUUUCAAAUAGCAUUGUUGGUUGGUGGUUUUUUUUUUGCUUCUCUGAUUUGAAUGUAGAAAGGGAGAAACAGAGUGUUCUCUUCCCUCCUCUUAAUCCUUGCAUGAAUUGAGAUGUGUUCCAGAUCUCUCUGCUGCCUGGAGUGAGUGUCUGAGCAGUUUGGGGCAUGCUGAUUGGGAAAGGGAGGGUGCCUGUGUGCUGGCCAAGGAGGUCCAUUGCCUUUAACUCUGAGGAAGGAGGCGAGUCUAAGGAAUAUUGCCUAGUCCUUCUUUUCUUUAGAACUUCUUUACUACCCCAAUUUCCCCAUCUUUUGCGUUUUAUUCUUCCCAAAUUCCUUGCUUUUAUUUUUCAAGUCCUGUUUCUCACUGUUCCUGAAUGCAUUGCUGCCAAACAUUAACUUGUGCUUUGUUUUUUUCCUUGUCUGCUCUCCCUCCUUCUCUGCUUCUGCACUUUUAGUCCUGCACUAGCACUUCAAGAAAAUCAGGUCCAGUGAAAUGCAUCCAAAAACGACAGAGUUGCAGCUUUGAUAGUGAUGCCCAGACAACCCAGCUCUGCCUCUCACUCCUGGGCAGGGGUGUUUGUGGGGUGGGGAAAGAUGUUAAAGGCAUUAAAUGUUGGGGCAGGUUUUGUUGUUUGGUUUGGGGUAUUUUUUUGAAGGUUCUUGAACUACUUGUCCAUCCUGGCACCUUUCCUCCUCCUAGCACCUUCCUUCUCAAGCUGUGAAGUGCUGCUGCUUCUCUUUUCCUCUUUUGGUACCUCCACAUGAUGCCCACUUGCUCAGUGACAGGGGCUGCUUGCUGGGCUGGCUGCCCAGGGUGAGGUGGUUCUUCUGGAAGCCUUGGAGGAGGGUCAGUUAGGGAGCUUGGAAAUGUGAGAGGUGGGAUCUGAGCUGAUUUCUUGCCAACCCCUCUGCCCUGCAGACCCCGUGCAGACCUCAGCUAGUUCUUGGGGAAGGUGGAGCUGCCUGGUGGUUGGCAGGGCCCUGGUGGGAGGAUCAGAGGAGGUGUCACAGCCUCCCUGAGGCCACGGGUGUCAGUGUGGGGUGGCAGUGACACUCCGUGGGAGCUGUCCCAGCAGCAGGGGCAGAGCUGCUGUGGAAGAGUAGUGGUGCUGGAGUUAAUUUCUGAUGGCCCUUCUGCCUGGAAGGGCUCGAGCACUGUCAUCUUCACCCUCUGGUGUCUUUUAACGCGAAAGCAGAUGAGGCACGAAAGGAAACUGAGCAAAAGCACCAUGGCAGCCCUGAGUGAGGCCGGUGCCCAUCCCAGGCGGGCAGGAGGAGGAAACGUUUCCCAUCCCAUUCCCAGUGCCUGCCCAGGGCACUUGUGCUCCAGAGGGAGCCAGGGUGUGUGUCACAGACCCUCCCCACCAGGACUGGGCCAGGGCAGGACGUGGCCUUCCUACAAAACAGCCUUGGUUUUUGGGCUGUAGGGGCUGGUUCCUCCCUGCUGCCCCCGGCUCCCCCUGGGAUGCUGCAGGGAUUCCCAGCACUGGUCGCUGCCUGUGUGGUCUAUGCAUAAAUUAGCACAAACACUGUUAAAUGCCUUUUGUGUCCUCACCAUCCGUGUGUGUGUGUACGUAUGUGUGUCAAUUUUGACUGCUUUUCUUGGAUCUGGAGUUCUAUUUUAUUGCAGUGAAAGACACUUUGUUAUAUAAUGUUUAUAUAUUUUAAGAUUUGUGCCAAGAGAGGAUGUAUAUUUAAUAAAAAAUUGUCAUUGA